This is a messenger RNA of Racocetra persica, 324 nucleotides long. Lineage: Eukaryota; Fungi; Glomeromycota; Glomeromycetes; Diversisporales; Gigasporaceae. The record is from the annotation of a GenBank genome assembly.
AUGUACCGUGAUCGUGAUAUUGGAUAUUUAACGACGGUUGCUGCUAAAAUUGUCACAGAUGACUAUCAACUCGUAAAAAAGAUAUUAUGGUGGGGUAUUAUUCACACAGUGGAGAUUUUAAAAAGUUUACCAAAUAAUUAUUUAGAAUUAAGCACUGGACCUGGACUAUUGGCUAGUACAAUAUUAUCCUUUGGUGCUCAAGAAAGGGCAGAGGCUCAUAAAGAUUAUGAUUAUAUAUUAGAAACAGAUGUUUGUAAAAAGUAUGAAAGUUAUUUACAUGAGGGGAUUGAUAAAAAGCAUUACGCUUAUUGUGCUGCAAAAACG